Seriola aureovittata is the source of this 1957-nucleotide messenger RNA. RefSeq names its product GPN-loop GTPase 2 (gene gpn2). Gene Ontology annotation, cellular component: cytoplasm. Gene Ontology annotation, molecular function: GTPase activity. Lineage: Eukaryota; Metazoa; Chordata; Actinopteri; Carangiformes; Carangidae. The record is from RefSeq and is a predicted model, not a curated record. Bases 485 to 1426 code for a protein of 313 amino acids. The transcript has 5 exons.
CCGGAUGUGUUUCAGAGUAGAUUAGCAUUUUAGCUAUCGACCAUUGUACGCAUGCAAACAUAACGGCGGUACAUGGUAAUUAUUUAUCCGUAUUUGUUUAAUUUAGAAAUUGAAGUCCAUAACAAUGUAACUAAAUUGUCGCUAGCGUUUGUUGAAGCCCGUUUAUGUCCCACACAAACUUUAACUAAGACUGACUAGAUAACGUUAGCCAGCUCACUUCAUUAAAGUUAACUUUCCUGAGCGCGUAACAUUUCGUUAUUGAUCGUUGGGAUUUAUUUACGUUAUUAACUCUGCUUGAGUUUAAUAUAAUAGCAAUUGUGAAUACGAAAUAAAGGCUCAAAUUGCCUCGAGCCACUGACACUGACUGGGGUGACUCUAUUAGCUGCUGAUAUCCUGCUCAGGACAGCACAUGUGGCUCCUCUCACAUCCUGGUCCCAUCUAAUGUGAACCUCUGCAGCCCCCCAGUCUCAUUGGCACUGAAACCAUGUCCAGCCAGACAGGAGCAACCCCCCCCCUACGUUUCGGCCAGGUGGUCAUUGGACCCCCAGGUUCGGGUAAAACCACUUACUGCCAAGGAAUGCAGGAGUUCCUGACUCACCUGGGACGGAAGGUGGUUGUGGUGAACAUGGACCCUGCAAACGAAGGACUACCUUAUUCCUGUGAUAUAAAUAUCUCAGAGCUGGUCACUCUGGACGAUGUCAUGGAAGGCUUGAAGCUUGGACCCAACGGCGGGCUCCUCUACUGUAUGGAGUAUGUUGAAGCAAAUCUGGACUGGUUACAGAACAAGAUGAAACGGCACAGUGACUGUUACUUCUUGUUUGACUGUCCUGGACAGGUGGAGCUCUACACCCACCAAAAUUCAGUGAAGAAUAUAUUCUCACAGUUGGCCAAGUGGAAUUUCAGGCUAACAGCAGUGCACCUUGUGGACUCUCAUUACUGUGCUGACCCAGCCAAGUUCAUCUCUGUGCUGUGUACCUCCCUGUCCACCAUGUUGCACGUGGAGCUGCCCCACGUCAACAUCCUCUCCAAGAUGGACUUGAUUGAGCAGUAUGGCAAACUGGCCUUCAACCUUGACUUCUACACAGAGGUUAUGGAUCUGACCUAUCUUCUUGAUCACCUGGCUGCAGAUCCUUUCUUUAAAAAAUUCCGCCAUCUAAAUGAAAAGUUGGCAGAGGUCAUACAAGAUUACGGCCUCGUCUCCUUUGUGCCUCUCAAUGUACAGGACAAAGAGAGCAUGAUUCAGGUCUUACGAGCAGUGGACAAGGCUAAUGGCUACUGCUUUGGAGACCUGGAGGAGAGGAAUCUGCAGGCCAUGAUGUCAGCUGCUGUGGGGGCAGACUUCCAGUUUGACUCUACUCUUGGAGUAGAAGAAAGGUAUGUUGAAACCAGUGGAAAGACUGUGGAGGAAGAAAUGAUGGACCUGUAAAACGGACAAAACUGUGGUCGCCUUUUUAGCACCAGUAUACCAGGGGAGUCUUGGCAACAUCCAUCUCAGUUGGCAUGAAUACUGAGCCCCUCUCUUCAAAAGCAGUGGAGAAACAGGAACUAAAUUUGGUUGCUGUAGAUGCUUCAAGCUUGCACCAUUCCUCAUGAAAAUCACACUGAUGACUGAAAUAGGGUAAAUGCUUAACUUUGCUUUAGUUAUGAGAGAAGUGUGAUUCAUUUUUUCUACUGCCAUUUUAAUAGACAACAAUAAAGGACAUCUUCAAGGGGUGCCAGUACAUUUUAUGAAAAUGUAUCAAAUGCAAUGACUCGUUUUUUUUUUUUUUUUUUAGUAUGUUUGAUACUUGAGGCCCUGAUAUUUUUGAGGAAUUAGAGGUAAAUUUUCAGUGGUAAGCAUUCAGUGGUGAAGGUCCAUAUAGUAACAUUCAUUCUAAAACAAAAAGUGACUGCAAUAAAUGUAGUCUUUGGUUUAUGUCUUCUCUCUGGGCUGGAAAAUAAAAGAUUCAUGUUGGUA